Molecule: messenger RNA, 672 nt
Organism: Prunus avium (sweet cherry)
Lineage: Eukaryota; Viridiplantae; Streptophyta; Magnoliopsida; Rosales; Rosaceae
Source: RefSeq, a predicted model, not a curated record
AAAUGGCAGGAAGAAAAGGAAGAAAACCAAGGUGAUAUCCCACAUGCUCGAUUCCAACGAACCGAUCAAUGGAGACCGGUUUAUAUUUGGUUGGAAUCUUUGGAUAAAGAUGAGGUGGUUAAGUCCAAAGAUAUAUCUGACUGGCUAACUGAGAAUCCAGAUAUACAAGAACAGUUGUGCUCUAGGCAUUCUCGGUAUCAUUUGAUGCAUUACAUCAAGAAGUGCCAUAUGAAGAUACUAAAGAGGCGGGAAAAGAAGAAGGUAUUGAAUACUUCUUGUUUUAGCUCAAUUAGCCUAGAAAUUUUCAAGCGUCUGUCUGAAGAUGCAGAUGCUUCCUCAAUUUGGACCACAUCAGGUGUCCAGCAGCCUGACACACCAGCCCCUCUAAAGGUUCACAAAGAUGUGUUGAUGAAACAGCCAGCUCAGCUGCCAUCUCCACUUUCUGUUUGCAAUUCAUUGAUCAAUGUACCAAAAGAUAGUGAUGUAUAUUUGACAAAACGAAAGGAAGCACUUCAGAAAUACGAGAUCUUAGCGGAGUUGGAGAAGCUGCUUGCCCCCACCUUUUUAAAACGUGAAGAUGGAAACAAAUGAAGGGAUUUUGAAACACCCAACUUGUGCCUGUGUCCUGCCUGCAUGUUCGUGAUUCUGUAAUUUAGCAGGUGCUUUGCUUAU